Fulmarus glacialis (Northern fulmar) is the source of this 1998-nucleotide messenger RNA. It is a transcript of the gene PDE1A, whose product is annotated as phosphodiesterase 1A, calmodulin-dependent. NCBI's taxonomy places the organism in Eukaryota, Metazoa, Chordata, Aves, Procellariiformes, Procellariidae. Gene Ontology annotation, biological process: signal transduction. The coding region runs from base 1 to 1998 and encodes 665 amino acids. The record is from RefSeq and is a predicted model, not a curated record. The transcript has 16 exons. Gene Ontology annotation, molecular function: 3',5'-cyclic-nucleotide phosphodiesterase activity.
AUGAUGCUGCCAGACUCACCUGGCCAUUUUGGCGUUGGUGCUCAGGAGGGGUUGUAUGUGUGUUUGUAUGCAUUACUGAGGAGCAGACAUCCCGGGAGAGUUAUAGCGCGUGCGUUGGGUACUGCAAGAUUAAGAUGCUUGGUAAAGCAGCUGGAGAAGGGUGACAUUAAUGUGGUGGAUUUAAAAAAGAAUAUUGAAUAUGCAGCGUCUGUGCUGGAGGCAGUUUAUAUUGAUGAAACCAGGAAGCUUUUGGACACUGAGGAUGAGCUCUCUGACAUCCAGUCGGAUUCGGUCCCGCUGGAAGUGCGGGACUGGUUGGCUUCUACGUUCACAAGGGAAAUGGGAAUAGUGAAGAGGAGACCUGAAGAAAAGCCCAAAUUCCGAAGCAUUGUGCACGCUGUACAGGCUGGGAUUUUUGUAGAAAGGAUGUACCGAAGAACUUCGAGCAUGGUUGGUUUGGCUUACCCAGCAGAAGUGAUAGUAACAUUUAAGGAUGUUGAUAAAUGGUCUUUUGACGUAUUUGCCCUAAAUGAAGCAAGUGGAGAGCACAGUCUGAAAUUUAUGAUGUAUGAGCUGUUUACCCGAUAUGACCUUUUGAGCCGUUUCAAGAUCCCUGUUCCCAAUCUUAUUUCAUUUGCGGAAGCUCUUGAGGUUGGUUACAGCAAAUACAAAAAUCCGUAUCACAAUUUGAUCCAUGCAGCUGAUGUUACUCAAACUGUGCAUUACAUAAUGAUUCACACUGGUAUCAUGCACUGGCUCACAGAACUGGAAAUCUUAGCAAUGAUCUUUGCAGCUGCUGUCCAUGAUUAUGAACAUACCGGGACCACGAACAAUUUUCAUAUUCAGACAAGGUCAGAUGUUGCAAUAUUGUACAAUGAUCGUUCUGUUCUUGAAAAUCACCAUGUCAGUGCUGCUUAUAGACUCAUGCAAGAAGAAGAGAUGAACAUUCUGGCAAAUUUAACCAAAGACGACUGGAGGGAGUUGCGUAGCUUGGUCAUUGAGAUGGUCUUGUCUACAGAUAUGUCGGGUCAUUUUCAACAAAUUAAAACAAUGCGACAUACUCUACAGCAGACAGAGGGGGUAGACAAAGCCAAAGCCAUGUCUUUGAUUCUACAUGCAGCAGACAUAAGCCAUCCAGCAAAAUCCUGGGAACUGCACUACCGGUGGACCAUGGCCCUGAUGGAAGAAUUUUUUCGACAGGGAGACAAGGAGGCUGCUUUAGGUCUUCAGUUUUCCCCACUCUGUGACCGGAAGUCUACUUUGGUAGCUCAGUCCCAAAUAGGUUUCAUUGAUUUCAUAGUAGAACCAACAUUUUCUCUUCUUACGGACUCAAUGGAGAAAAUUGUUAUGCCUCUUAUAGAGGAAGCGUCAAAAUCUGAAAGUCCUGCAUUUGGGACACCCAGCCAAAACAGUUUGGGAACAGUAAGCAAUGCUGAAGCACAAAGACGACCCAGUUUUAAAAGUACAAGUGAUGGAGGGCCUCACACAGAAAAUUCUCUAGCAACUGUAGACCUAACGAGCUUUAAGGACAACUUGAUGAAGAUCAUUCAAGCAAACAAAGAAAGAUGGAAAGAAUUAGCAGUAGAAGAUUUACUAAUCAAGUCGGUCAAUGGUUGGCAAGCUCAGGCUCCAAGCAGCAUGUCCCUCCCUUGCCCUGUCCCAAAAGUCCCAACGUUCAAGCCCCUGUGCUUACAGCUAAACAGCAAAAGAGAAGUAAAAGGUGGAGAAAGGCCAGGAAAAGGAAGUCGAUGGACAUACACAGAAGAGAAAGUACCAAAAUGUAGAAAAGCUUCCUCAUCACUUAGCAGACCAUGUCCUGAAAGUGUUGCUACAUACACAGGCAGUAACGUAGCUGAGCUGGUGGAAAUCAGUAUUGUACUUGAUAAUGCAGACUCACCAGAGCUUCUGCAGCAGCAGCAACUGUGGAGAGCAGAGUCCUACAGCACGGUGCUAGAGACUGAGCCGUGUGACAGGUUUAGUGUUUCGUGGACAGUUUAG